Molecule: messenger RNA, 3850 nt
Organism: Hippopotamus amphibius kiboko
Lineage: Eukaryota; Metazoa; Chordata; Mammalia; Artiodactyla; Hippopotamidae
Gene: COMMD6
Product: COMM domain containing 6
Exons: 5
Coding region: 553-729 (58 amino acids)
Molecular function (GO): NF-kappaB binding
Source: RefSeq, a predicted model, not a curated record
GUGCGCCGGGCCGCGAGGGGCGGGAAGAGGAAGCGGAAGUGUCGCUGGCCCGGGGAGCUUCCACCUGAGUGAGUGGUCCUGGACCCUGGGAUGGAGGCGUCUAGCGAGCCACAGCUAGAUGCUAAGGCCAAGGUCACCAACCAGGUGAGUGAGUGGCCAUCCCGCCCCGGCCUCGGCUGAGCAAGGGGCGGGCGGCUGCACCUGGCCCUGCGCCCGCCCCUGGCAGAGGCGGGACGAUGCCACCGUGAGCCUUCCCCGGCUCAGCCCCCAGCUAAGGCCUGUGUCCGCGAGCCCGUGGCCUUCAUCCCGCCACCUUGCCUUGCUCCUGGAUUCCACUUUGCUUUUGAGGUGGUAGCCACUGCCAUUGUAACUUAAUCUCUCCCACCCACUCCAGCCCGGAGAGUGCAGACCAGACAUUGUUCUUCCUUGAUUAAACGCCGUUGAUUCGACACCGGACUUCCAUCAACAGCACUGUGACACAUCCUUCCUUGCCAGAUUUAGAAUCGGCAGAAUUUUGCCGUUUUGCUCAUAGAUUUUCAGUGGAAGCUGGGUAUGGCUGUGAGCUCGGACAGCUGCAGGUCACUUAAGUAUCCUUAUGUUGCCGUGAUGCUCAAAGUGGCGGAUCAUUCAGGCCAAGUAAAGAACAAGUCCUUUGAAAUGACAAUUCCACAGUUUCAGAAUUUCUACAGACAGUUCAAGGAAAUUGCUGCAAUUAUUGAAACUGUGUGAAAACUGAUUACUUGGUUGAUGAAUUGCUACCAUCAUUCUAAAAGCAUGGACUUAACUUCCUGCAGCAAAACUGCCCAAGGAUCAAAUGAUAUUUAUUGAAUGAAAAUUACACUUUUGGUUUUCCAUUUUUUAAAUAAUAAAAAAAAUCAGACAAACAGAAAUUACAAAGUGGUGAUUGAUGCACGACUUUGUGAAUGUACUAAGAGCCACUGAAUUGGACACUUUAAAGGGUGAACUCUGUGGUAUGUGAGUUAUAUCUUAAUGAAAAAAUCAAUCAGACAAACAGUUGAAUGAUAUUAAAAGCAAUGCAAGUUUAUGUAUUAGACCAAUAGUUUUAAAAAUUGCUGGUAAUGUUAUCCACUUUAUAAGCAAACUCUUAUAUAGAGUCCUUUAUACUCUUAUAUAUAAAGUAGAUAUAAAUGACAAAAGUAGUAUUUGAUUAGGAUAAUGUUACUUUACAAAUUCAGUUUUAUAACAUUCAGUUAUUAUGACAGCACUCGGAAGAGUGAGGCUGCUCCUUCCCAAACAUUUGGAAUCAGGUUAGGAUUGGCCAUUGCUCCCUUACAUUCGCUGAGCAUUCAGAUGUUUCUGUUAUUAAUGUUUGUAGAGCGUUCAAAUAUGUGCACAGACAUAAAAAAAAUAAGUUUUAUUCUGAGUUUAUAUACAACUGAGUUAACCUGGUAGCACAAGUUAUUGUGUUAGAUGAUCCCUUUUGAAUUUAGAUUUAUAAACCGUUUGUUAAAAUAUAAAACCACAGCAAUCAACACUCUAUGGCAUCGCUCAGGAAAAUAAACAGAUCACUGGAAUAGACUAGGUGGCCUAGAAACAGGUCAAGAUAUUUGGGACAAAGAUGAUAUUUCAGUUGGGUGAGAAAAUAGGAUUAAUUUAAUAAAUGAUACUAGCAGUCACAACACAUGCAAAGGUAAAUUCCAGAUGAAUUGAUGAUUUAACUAUAAAAGAUAAAAAUUAGACGUUUUACAGAAUAUUUAUGUUAACUAAGGCUUGGGAAGACAGCAACUCCACAGCUAUACCAUAAAACAUACAUAUAUUUGAAAUAUAAGAAAAAAUUAUAGGUGGGAAAAAAUGGGUCAUAAAGAUAAAAGACAAAUGCUAGGUUGAUGUAUAAGUUAGCUCUUAGUUGGGAAACAAAUUGCUUUAAAUAUUUCAAGUAGGAAAAGAUUUUAUACAAGAAAUGAGAUGUUCACUAAACUGUCAGAAAGACUGAGGGAAUAGGUCAGGAGAAAUCAUUGCUGGCUUUUAGAAAAUCCGGUAGUGCAGGAAUUUCAGGGAAAGCCCCUGCCAAUAAUCUCUGCACAAUGCAGGAUGUCACCUGGAAGCCACUCUACAGGCCAUUUCUGCCAAGUGUCAACAUGUUAGAAUGAAAUAAAGGCUGCUUGCUUUCUUCACCCUUCUAAUUUCAGUGAGAGUGCCUCUAAUUGCUGGAAGUUAAACCAGGACGCUGUUGAUACAGGAAUCUGGUCAAUUGAGUUUCUAGUCUUUUAACUCCUUUGGAGGGGAGAUGUAGAAAAGCAAGAAAGGUGCUGAAUAUUCCUACUUUGCUGAAAGAAAUAGGAGUUAUCAUGGUCUUUUUUGCACAGUGAUAGACACACACAUUAUAUAGAAAUUUCACAGCCCAGGAAUUUCAGUCCAGAAAUACACCCUUUGGAAUAAAGCUACCAACACAGUAAGUCCCCUAUACACAAACCUUAAAGUUGCGAACUUUCAAAGAUGCGAACCCACGUUUGCAUGUCCAGUCAUGUAAGUUUGUUCAUGUGUCCAGUGUACAUUGUCACGUGUGUGCAUCCUCUGUAAGUGGUUGUGCUUUUGUGUACUUUACUGUACAGUACUGUAUAAAGUACAGUGGAACAGUAUCUUCAUUUCAAGCCCAGGAUGUCCAGAAGCAAGAAGGUAGAUAGAACUGAAUCCAGCAAGGAACCAGAACCUGUGCCAUCAACGUCACACGUGAGUGAACAUGCAGCUGGCCCUCUGUCUCCUAUUGCUGGCGAUCCUUCAGCUCUACCAUCUCCCACCUCCUCCCCCUCCUCCAGUCAGUAAUUCUUCUUGCCCGUUCACUCGAUGCCAGCCCAGCUGUUGUACUGUACUAAUGUACUUUUCAAGGUACUGUACGGUAAAGAUUAAAAAUGUUUUCUUUUUUGUGUCUUUUUUUUAUGUAUUAUUUGUGUGAAAAGUAUUAUAAACCUAUUACAGUACAGUACCGUAUAGCCGAUUGUGUUAGUUGGGUACCUAGGCUCACUUUGUUGGACUUAUAAACAAAUUGUACUUACGAACGCGCUCUCAGAACGGAACUCGUUCCUAUGUAGGGGACUUACUGUAUAUAAAAAUAUUUGUAAAAUUGGCUAUAUGUUCAUCCAGUUCCUUUUAGGGCACACAGGAAGACUGCAUUUCCCAGCCUCCUUGCAGUUAGUUUGGGACUCGUGAUCGGGUUGUAGCCAGUGGAAUCUGGGCAGGAGGGUCCUAAGCCACAUCCGGUGUUUGUCAUAAACCUUUCCUUGCCUUCCAAGCCCUCUCCCAUGGUGACUGCUGGAAGCGAAGAAAUCUGAGGUAACGAAACCAUAAAAUGGAUCCACUGUAUCCCGAUUGGAGGCAGACUCCUCAUGGUAACCACCUGACUUGCACCAGGCAGUGAUGUGAGCCAGAAACAAUCUCUUGGGGUAAGCUGGUGAGAUUUUUAGAAUGUUCAUUUACAACAGCAAGUGAGCAUAAACUGGGAUAACACAAGAUAUUUGUAUGAAUAUUUUUAUUGUAGCAUUUCUCCAAGUGGUAAAAAGCAAAAUAAGAAAGCAGUGACUAUCUGUCAGUAAAGAAAUUUUUGAAUAAAUUCAUCAUAUCUAUGCUGUAGCUUGUCAUACACCUGCCUUUAUCAAUAUGUAUUAACAAUACACCUGCUAUUAACACGUUUCAUAAAAUUGUGUAAAAUGCACUCAAUAUGUAUUUGAAUUCUUAGUGGAAAAUUAGGAAGAUUAAGGAAAGAUGUUUACCAGAUCAUAAGUAUUGGUAGAGAGGGUAUCAGGAAAGGAGAGCACUUAAAAUAUUUUUAAGUCCAUAAUGCAUUAUAAAAAAUAUGUAUCAUUGUUUUAAAAAAAUACUUGAUAAAAAUGUU